Brachypodium distachyon (stiff brome) is the source of this 989-nucleotide messenger RNA. Its product is annotated as protein GDAP2 homolog. The transcript has 3 exons. Bases 195 to 830 code for a protein of 211 amino acids. The record is from RefSeq and is a predicted model, not a curated record. Lineage: Eukaryota; Viridiplantae; Streptophyta; Magnoliopsida; Poales; Poaceae.
CCGGGAUCCCGCGCCAAUCCACACCGCUUGUGCCCAUCCCCCAACGGCCCAGGAACCAGCCCACCGCACCGUCCUACGUCUGCCCAUCUCGGAUCGGAUCGGGAUCACCACCAUUUAAAACGGCCCCUUCCUUCCCCUUUCCGCUCAGGGUGGGCACUCACUACUAGUGGUUGAUCAGAUCACACAUCACAGUCAUGGUGGAUACCGGUGCCAAGGACGUGACGGCCGAGCCGGAGCUGCUGCUGCUGCUGGAGCGCAGUCGGGCGAUCACCGUGCAGGGCAGCGAUAAGAGCGGCCGCGCCGUCGUCAGGAUCGUCGGCAAGCACUUCCCCGCACGCGCGCUGGGCGGGCGGGCGGAGGAGUCGCUGAAGGCGUACCUGCGUGAGCGGGUGCUGCCCGAGGUCGGGGAACGGGAGUUCGUGGUCGUGUACGUGCACUCCCUCGUCGACCGCGGCGACAACUUCCCGGGCCUGGGCGCGAUCCGCGCGGCGUACGAGUCCCUGCCAGCCGCGGCCAGGGACAGGCUGCGCGCCGUGUACUUCCUGCACCCCGGCCUCCAGACCCGGCUCUUCUUCGCCACCGUCGGCCGCUUCCUCUUCAGCUCCGGGUUGUACGAGAAGUUGAGGUACAUGAGCAGGCUGGAGUACCUGUGGGCGCACGUGCACAAGGGGGAGCUGGAGGUCCCGGAGUGCGCGCGCCGGCACGACGAGGAGCUCGAGCGCCGCCCGCUCAUGGACUACGGGAUCGAGGCCAACGAGCGCCGUUGCAUGUACGACGCCGCGUCCAUGGACACCUCCUCCUCCCUGCACUCGCUACGCUGCAUCUCCUAGCUAGUAGCCGGCACCCUGCGCUCGCCUCGCCUCAGCCUCCGGUUGUAGUUUAAUAGUUUAGCAGGCUUCUUGAUCUUCGUUUGUUACGAAAACAUCUGUACAAAUUGAUACUGGUGGAAGUAAAAGGGGUAAUAAUAAAGAGACCGAUUAUUCGACUUU